CAACAAAGUCAACACUCACCAAUACAAUACAAUCCGUGUUAAACAACUCUCAAGUAUUGCGCUGCACAAAGCAGCUAAAAUCUUUCCCCUAAAAAAAAAAAAUCAAAACAAUGGAAACCCAGAUCGAAAAUUUCACAUACAUAAUCACUCCAACAAUCGUAAUAAUACUGGUUUUUCUGGGAAUCAAGAAGCGGUUACAUAAAAAUGGAGAGAGAAAAUACCACCCAAUUGGUGGGACCAUGAUUCAUCACCUCAUUAACUUCAAGAAGCUUCAUCAUUACAUGACUCAUCUUGCUUCCAAAUAUAGGACUUACAGAAUUAUUACGCCGUUUCGAAACGAGAUUUACACUUCUGAUCCUGCUAAUGUUGAGUAUAUUCUCAAGACCAACUUUGAUAACUAUGGCAAGGGGGAUUACAACUAUGGACAUCUUAGUGAUCUACUGGGUGAUGGGAUAUUUUCGGUGGAUGGGGAAAAAUGGCGCAACCAAAGGAAAGUAUCUAGCCAUGAGUUCUCUACAAGGGUGUUGAGGGAUUACAGCAGCGAGAUCUUUCGGACAAAUGCUGUUAAACUAGCAAAGAUAAUCGCCGAUGCUGCAAGUGCUGACCAAAUUAUGGACAUCCAAGACUUGUUUAUGAAGUCAACAUUAGAUUCAAUUUUCAAAGUUGCAUUUGGAGUUGAGCUGGACAGUAUGUGCGGCUCAAGUGAAGAAGGGAGGGAGUUCAGCCAGGCUUUUGAUGAUGCUAGCGCUUUAUCCCUGUACCGGUAUGUAGACAUCCUUUGGCCAAUCAAGAAAUUUCUCAACAUUGGUGCUGAGGCUAGACUAAAGAAAAACAUCAAAAUCGUAGAUGAUUUUGUUUACAAAUUAAUCAGUAACAAAGUGGAGCUGAUGAAAAGUCCACAAAGCAAUUUUUCAGAAAUUCAGAUUAAGAAGGAUGAUAUCUUGUCCAGAUUCUUGGAGCUGAAAAACACUGAUUCUAAGUAUCUGAGAGAUAUAAUUUUGAACUUUGUGAUUGCGGGCAAAGACACCACAGCAUCUACACUGUCAUGGUUUAUUUACAUGCUUUGUAAACACCAGAAUAUACAGGAAAAGGUUGCUGAAGAAGUAAGGAAAUUUACAAAAAUGGAAGGGGGAGGAAAAUUUUCAGAAUUUGCUGCUAGUUUGACUGAAGAAUCACUUGAAAGAAUGCAGUAUCUUCAUGCUGCAUUGACAGAGACUCUCAGACUCUAUCCAGCAGUUCCCGUGGAUUCGAAGAUGUGUUUUUCCGAUGAUACACUCCCUGAUGGUUAUAGUGUGAACAAAAGAGACACAGUGGCUUACCAACCCUAUGCAAUGGGAAGGAUGAGUUUUAUUUGGGGUGAUGAUGCAGAGGAUUUCCGGCCAGAAAGAUGGCUUAGUGAAGACGGCGUCUUCCAGCCAGAGAGUCCGUUCAAGUUCACAGCCUUUCAGGCAGGCCCACGAAUUUGCUUGGGUAAGGAAUUUGCUUACAGGCAGAUGAAGAUCUUUUCUGCAGUUCUGUUGAGCAGUUUUAUCUUCAAACUCAGUAAUGAGAAUAGUACAGUGAAUUAUAGGACAAUGAUAAAUCUUCAUAUCGAUGGUGGUUUACACAUUUGUGCUCUUCAUCGAGAAUAAGUGAGAUUAAGAGGAAAAGUUUGACUGCAUUUUGCUCUGUUAAGUGAGGAUUUGAGAAGCCAAUAGUUAUCAGGCUAUCAGCAGCAUUACAUAGCACAUUAGCAGCAGCUAUUAUCAAUCAGCAAGAGAUGUGCUUAUAAGGAUGAAGGUGAAUUUGCAGUAUCCAUUUGGUUUUGGGCAGCAAAUUGGCCUCCUGAGGUUUUUUGGGAACCCUAAGAAGUGCCUCGAUGCAUAACCUUAUUGGACCGAAAAUGUUAUCUAAAAGCUAUGUAAAUUACACAAAAUUUGGCCAUUAUGGAAGAUUUUGAGACUCGGUAUAGAAAACUCUAAUUGUAGUUGGGGAUGCUUCCCGUGGUAAUAAAAUGUUGUUUGGAA
Messenger RNA from Chenopodium quinoa (quinoa), 2006 nucleotides. Its product is annotated as cytochrome P450 704C1-like. The coding region runs from base 111 to 1631 and encodes 506 amino acids. Gene Ontology annotation, molecular function: iron ion binding; oxidoreductase activity, acting on paired donors, with incorporation or reduction of molecular oxygen; heme binding. The record is from RefSeq and is a predicted model, not a curated record. NCBI's taxonomy places the organism in Eukaryota, Viridiplantae, Streptophyta, Magnoliopsida, Caryophyllales, Amaranthaceae. The transcript has 7 exons.